AUGAGAUUAUCUUCUUAUUUUUUGUAUGGUAAAAAUUUUUUAAAAGUUUUUAAUAAAGAAAAUGGACUAAUAUGUGGAACAUUUUUAAGCAAUAGAGCAAAAAAUAAUGAGAUAAAAAAAAUUAUGUUAAAAGAUAAAAGAAAAUAUUUCACAUCAUUAUAUAAUAACUUAAAUGAAAAAAAAAAUAUAAUACGGGAAAUUGAUGAUUUAUAUGAUAACAUAAUAACAAGCAAUUGGAACGAUUCAUUCAAUUUAGUUUUAAACGUUUCUAUAUGGGAAGGAAUAUUGAAUUCUAUAGAAGAAAAAAUAAAAGGAUAUGAAUAUGACAAUGAAGUAAUGAAAAAAAAGAAAGAAAUAAAUGAACUCUUUGAUGUGCUAUUUAUUUUAGAAGAUUUACGAGAUCAUAUAAAUGAAAUUCUUGAACAGUCAUCUCGUUCAAGUGGUUUAGCUGGAACGCAUAUAUUAAGUUCUUUUAAAAUUGAAAAUAUUAAUGAACAUAUAAAUUUUUUAAAAAAAAAAUAUGAAGAUUUGUUGUUAACAUACCCUUCAUAUAAUUAUCAAAUUAAAUUGGUAUUAGGUAGAGGAUUAGCUCUAUUAAGACAAAGAUAUAAUUUUGAAUGGAAAUAUAUGCAUGAAUUUUUUUUUUAA
Molecule: messenger RNA, 648 nt
Organism: Plasmodium gallinaceum
Lineage: Eukaryota; Apicomplexa; Aconoidasida; Haemosporida; Plasmodiidae
Product: conserved Plasmodium protein, unknown function
Exons: 1
Coding region: 1-648 (215 amino acids)
Source: RefSeq, a predicted model, not a curated record